AUGCAGUUUUGGACGCCAUGGCAGUUAUGGCAGAAGAUGACCUUUGUCAACUUAUCACCUAGGCACCAUCCCGUUUCGCUGACAAUAAAGGUGAUUGUGUUUGCCUACUCUUUUUGCGUUCUCGCCCACAAUAAGCGAAAAAUCAGAAGGUAUGCCGCAGCUGAAGCAGCCCAGAGAGAACAGGAGGAGCUCGAGGGGAUUUCGCAUCGACCUAAAGACAACGACAUACCGUUUGGAGCAAGAGCCCUGGAGAAAGGAAUACAGGUUGAAGGCAUCUGGGUUUCAAACCACAACACACCUGCGCCUAGCCCGUAUCAGCCUGGGACUCCACAGGAAUCCCAGCCGCUCACGCCAUAUGAUCCUGGAGCAUUGGAGGCCCAGUCCGGUAGCAGUCAAAGCGUGGUAGAGAAACCUGCUAUAGCUGCUUUGAACCGCCGAGGAGUCUUGAAUCAACAACGCACAAGGCUGAGGCAGCUUGAUCAGGUUGAUCAGAUCAGCACGGAUGCCCGCCUCAAUAGAAACGAGAUCGAUUAUUCCCCUGGUACGAAUACCAUCACGCGAUGUCAGACAAAUAUGGAAGGAUCUUCACGCCAGGGACUAGCAGAGCCAGCCGAUUACUUCGGGUACAGACCCCAUACCAUGUCUUGAUGCAUCAUCCAAAUGUCGCCACAGCGCAAAAGGAACCGGUACCAGGUUUGUGGUAUUCAUCAUGACUGAACCUGGCAUCAAAGAAACUGAACAAAAUCUUGUCUCAGCCCCGCAACUACAACUAGAUUGUUCUCGGGACAUUGAAAAGUAAUGAAAAUUUGGAUCAGUGGAAGGAUGGAUAUGCAGCGAGGUCUGCAAGAAGAGCACCAUUGAAUUGCUGCUGUUUGGGUAUAUCAAGUGUCCAGUAGAUCGUCGAGGGCGCCCAGAUUUUAGCCUUAUGCAACCAGCGUGGGCUGCAUUACCAAGAAACGAGACGGUUGCCUUUGGACCACUUGGAAAUAGCUCCAUACAUAGUUAUCAACCCAAAAUAAAAGUCUGUGCUUAUCAGAGACAAUUUCUUGUCCCGAUGCUCGCUGCUGUUAU
Molecule: messenger RNA, 1071 nt
Organism: Penicilliopsis zonata CBS 506.65
Lineage: Eukaryota; Fungi; Ascomycota; Eurotiomycetes; Eurotiales; Aspergillaceae
Exons: 3
Coding region: 1-648 (215 amino acids)
Source: RefSeq, a predicted model, not a curated record